CUCAAGAAUUACGAGGCCUUCUCAAAAUAAGAUACCUAUUGAGCAUGGUAUUGUGUCUGAUUGGGAUGAUAUGGAACGUAUAUGGAAAUAUAUUUACGAGGAAGAAUUAAAAACUGCGUCCGACAAGGCUGCACAAAUGUUUUUUGAGACAUUUAAUGUUCCAGCUUUAUUCGCAUCGAUUCAAGCAGUGUUGAGUCUUUAUUCAUCUAGACGAACCACAGUCGAUAUCGCCGGAAGGGAUGUCACAGAAUAUUUGCAGUUGCUUCUUCGUAUAUCAGGUUAUAAAUUUACAACAACUGCUGAAAAAGAAGUUAUCCGUAUUAUCAAAGAGAAGACUUGUUAUAUUGCAUUAUUUCCAAUUAAGGAAGAAAAGGAUACGAAUGGAAAAUACGAUGACUUUACUUUGCCCGAUGGAAAUGUUGACAAGUUGGGUUCUGAAAGGUUCAAGGCUCCAGAAAUUCUAUUUAAUCCUGAAUUGAUCGGACUUGAGUAUGCCGGUAUUCAUCAAGUUGUCUUCGAUUCAAUUAAUCGAACAGAUCUAGAUUUAAGGAAAAUUUUGUUUGCCAAUGUUGUCUUAUCCGGUGGUUCGACACUUUAUAAAGAUUUCGGUACUAGGUUGUUGAGUGAAAUAAGAAAAUUGGCAGUCAAGGACAUUAAGAUUAAGAUUUUUGCACCACCAGAAAGGAAAUAUAGUACAUGGAUUGGUGGUUCUAUAUUGGCAGCCUUGAGUACAUUUAAAAAGAUGUGGGUUUCGGCUGAAGAAUUUCAGGAAGAUCGCGACAUUAUUCACAGAAAGAGUUUUUAA
Funneliformis mosseae is the source of this 805-nucleotide messenger RNA. The record is from the annotation of a GenBank genome assembly. NCBI's taxonomy places the organism in Eukaryota, Fungi, Glomeromycota, Glomeromycetes, Glomerales, Glomeraceae.